Molecule: messenger RNA, 3046 nt
Organism: Bursaphelenchus xylophilus (pine wood nematode)
Lineage: Eukaryota; Metazoa; Nematoda; Chromadorea; Rhabditida; Aphelenchoididae
Source: the annotation of a GenBank genome assembly
AUGAGUUCCAACCGCUCCUCGACCUCAAGUUCGGGCCGUUCGCUGCGGCUUCGGCCGCCGGCCUUGAGUGCUUACCGGCCCGAUCCGAAUGUCCCGUCUUUCUGCCAGCAUGGACAGUACUUCGAGGUCAUCGAGGACGAGGAGAUGCACCGCAUCCGACAGUAUACUACAUCCAGACGCGCGAAUCGCUCGAUCCUGAUCAGCGAAGGCCCGCAGGAGUAUGUGUCCAUCAAGGACAUCCUCAAAGACUUUUGCGCUAGAACCACUUCGCAUGGUAUACCGUUUAUAGGGUGGGUUUCGAAGCUAAAUUUGAAUUUAGUCAUCGUUUUUGGGGUUACUUUUGCCUAUUUGUUGCAGAACCCACUCAUUCUUCGGCCCUUAUAUUUGGUCUUUCAUAACUGCCGUCGCUUUCAUCAUCUUCAUUACUCAAACGUAUCUCACCAUGUCCGAUUAUCUCACCUAUCGUACGAUUAUUGAAAUGCAACUGAAAUUCGAGCCUGCGCCGUUCCCCGCGGCCACCAUUUGCAACUUGAAUGCCUUCAAAUUCAGCGAGCUGAGGAAGUUCAAGGAAAUCGAGGAAGGGGUAGGCUUAUCAAGAAAUCAAUACUUGGUUUAAAUAUUGUUCACAUACAAACUCUAAUUGAAAUUACAGUUUAAAAUGUACGAAGCAGCGAUUGCUCAGACGCGCAAUACAACGGAGGCAGCGCCGGUUCGAAUAAAACGCGAAAACGAGCUUCAAGUCAUAUAUCAACCCGUCUUUGUCCAAUGUGUUUGUAACUCUCCCAACGACCAGUGUGUCCCACAAAGAAAUCCACUCAACGUAAGCUUUAAAGCGUCUUAAAUGAGCCUCCUUUCUAGACCAACACCAGCACCUGUAUAUGUUAUGAAGACGCCAAAACCGGCGAUAUUUGGCCGUGCUAUCCGGCCACUGUCUGGUCCCCGAAGCAAUGUUAUAACUGCUCAAAUUCGCGGACCUGCGAUGACCCGGAGAAAAUGAAUUUCACUCAACUAUUGUUUGUUACUCCUCCAGAAGAAUGUAUUUGUCAGUCCAUCUCGCAUUACUGUAUAAUCAAAGGAGUAAAUGAGGAGAUUCCAUGGUGGGAUCCGGAGAAAUACUUGGUUUAUCCGGCGACCGAUGCUCCAACUCCCCCACCUGCGGAUAGUCAGUUCAAUUUGGGAGAUCUGCGAGAUCGAGGCUCGAUAACCAUCAAGACCAAGGAGAACUUGAUAUUCUUGGUGGCGGCGAUGCCUAAAGACGUCAGAGAAAAAAUUAGCUACAAAUUGAAUGAAUUCGUGUUGAGAUGCUCGUUUAAUGGAGAGGAUUGCGACGAGGAAAGGUAAGAUUUUUUGCUUUUAUUGCAAAUCGGUCAAAUUUUUUAGUAAUCGUAUUUUUGAAAUCCGUAUUUUACAAUUUUCAGGGACUUUCAACUCCACAUGGAUCCUGAAUUUGGAAACUGUUAUACCUUUAAUUUCAACGACUCUGUUGAGUUGAAAAACAGCAGAGCAGGCCCUAUGUAUGGUCUUCGACUGCUUCUCAAUGUAAACCAGAGCGAUUAUCUGCCAACAACGGAGGCUGUGGGUGUCAGAUUGGUUGUCCAUGAGCAAGAUCAAGAGCCUUUCCCCGAUACUUUUGGCUACAGUGCUCCCACUGGAUUCGUCUCCAGUUUUGGCCUUAAAACAGUGAGUUAAAGUCUUCAUGUUUUAUAUCUCAAUAUCAUAUGGCUUAUUGAUGAUAUUAUUAAUUUUUUCUUUUAGAAAGUCCUCCAUCGCUUAGAUGCACCAUAUGGAAAAUGCAGCGACACUUUUCGACCUGAUAACUACAUUUAUGCCGAGCAUUAUUCUCCGGAAGGAUGUUAUCGCAACUGCUUCCAACAGAUGAUUCUAGAGCGUUGUGGCUGCGGCGAUCCCCGGUUUCCGCUGCCCACCGAGAACGAUCACACUUGUGACAUUCGGAACAUGAAUGAUCGGCUUUGUCUGACAAAUGCUACCUCCAUUUUGGGAGGGUUUCAUCGUCUAACCCACAAGAAUUGCCAUUGUGUCCAACCGUGUACGGAGAAUGUGUUUGAGACGGCUUAUUCGGCUGCGGCCUGGCCAGCUCUCAAUUUUAAAUUUGGCGAUAAUUGCACGGACAUCCCGGAGAUUGCAAAUGAUCCUGUGGUAAGAAGACUAUCUGCUGUGUAUUUCGUAUUUUUCAUUUGUUAGGCUUGCACCGAAUAUUACCGGCUGAAUACUGCCUAUAUUGAAAUUUACUAUGAACAAUUAAACUAUGAGACGUUGAAAGAGACUGCUGGCUAUACGGUAAGUUACGUGGAUCAUGUUUAAAAUACGUUACGUCAAAGUCAGUGGCGAAAAUUUAUGAUGACAAUUCCAGUUGGUCAACUUGUUCUCCGAUCUUGGCGGUAACAUCGGACUUUGGAUUGGAUUUUCUUUGAUUACUGUACUCGAGUGUGCAGAGCUCUUCUGCGAAUUGUUUGUAUAUACCUGUAAGUUUGAUAAGAAUUUUUUUAUAAAGGAGAUGUUGGCGAUAAAAAAUUUUGAUGACAUUUUACGUAGCUGGAGUCUAAGGUUUAGAAAUUUAUAAUGGAAGGCUGUGAUCUUGUUAUGUCUUAUAAAAAAUGAUAAAUUCAAAUAGAAAGUUGCCCAAAAAUCAUGUUUUUUGACAGUUUUUAAAUUGACACGUCUACAAAAAACUUUGUUUGUAAAAAUACAAGCUUUCUACUGCCUUCUUCCAGGUCGCCAAUCCAAAUAUUUCAUCGUCGAGAAGACCCGCAAAACGAAGGAAAAAGAGGCGGAAGAGGAGAAAAGUUACUCCCUAUACUUGGACAGCUCCCCCAAUCGUCACAAAUUCUCGUAUCAAGUGGAACAGGCGACUCCUCCACCGAGUUUGCCGAGUAUUUUAGCGACAACCAAUCGAACCGACUCUGCUCGAAGUCGAUGGAGGAACGUUCAUCAUGCGGAUCCAGACACGCAAUCGACAGCUUAUCUCAUCAAAAAAGAUUCAAAGUCGUCGACGGAAGGGAGUGUCUCCAAUGGCUCUGUUAUGUAA